Stegastes partitus (bicolor damselfish) is the source of this 1517-nucleotide messenger RNA. RefSeq names its product duboraya (gene dub). The record is from RefSeq and is a predicted model, not a curated record. The coding region runs from base 61 to 1050 and encodes 329 amino acids. The transcript has 7 exons. NCBI's taxonomy places the organism in Eukaryota, Metazoa, Chordata, Actinopteri, Pomacentridae.
CAGGCCUGCGCUCGCUCCUUCACACGUACUCGACAGAAACGCCGAGCGACGCCCGACAGGAUGGAGGAGGAGGCCCCGGCCCGACGCUCUGUGGCUGAGCUGGCAGGCAGAUUCAAAGGCCCGGCGUCUCCACACAGCGCUGCUGGGAAAGAAGUGCAGGAAAAGCCUGUCAGACGGCGACCGCCUCGGACCUUACAGCUGCCCAAACCACAAGGAGACGACCAGGAGCCUCCUACAGGUGUGACCUCUCCUCUACCUGCCAAAGCCAAGAGGAACUCUGCGCUGAUUGAGAAGCUCCAGGCCAACCUCGCUCUCUCCCCCGCGGCUCCCUCCCCAAAGAGUCCUGGCUUCAGGCUGCUGCCUCCCACCUUCACCCCACCUGCCCCAGGCUCCGCCCCUGCUACCGCGGUAACCACCUUGGUGACCCCCACCAGCCCCGUCACUGUCGCUCCGGCAACCGAGGAGGAGGGCCCCGCCUCCUUUGAAGCCCCUCCCACGGCGGCGGAGGGAGCCAUCCUGUCGAGCAUCAACAAGGGCAGAGCUCGCCUCUCCAUCCGCCGCCGUCCUCCGUCCCGCCGCCACAGGAAGUCCAGUUGUGGAGACGACGCCGGUGGAGACGACGCCGGUGGUGAGGAUGUCAGUGGAGACGUCGAUGUUUCCACCUAUGUAGUUGUCCCCACCGACAUCCCCACUGAUGUCUCCACCGACGUCUCCACCGACGUGGUCGUCUCCACUGAUGUCUCUGCUGACAUUGCCAGCGACACAACAGAGACACAACCACGCUCGAGUGAAGCGGAGGACAAAACAACGGCAGGACAGGAAGGUCCAACAGACGCCCCAUCGCCUCCCGACGAACACCAAACCCACGAAGAAGACCAGCCAAAGAGCAGCGACAAAGUGAAGGUGAAGGAGGGAGAGAACGGAGAGGCCAGCUCUUCAUCAGACCAGAAGGACGAGGAGAAAGAGAAGCAGGACUCAACCGAAGCAGAAACAAAGACAGACGACCAUGAAGAACAACAGAGCGAGGAGGGGACGAGUUCAGCGCGGUGAGGAUCGCGUGAUUGGACAGCGGCAGCCAUGAUGAGCCCCUGGAGGGCAGGGAGGGAGACCCUGUGGCGGCGAGGCCCGACGGAAAAGGCCUCCGGACGCCGAGACAACGAAGGUUCAGCUGCAGCGCGUCACCGAGACGACGACGCAGCGACCGAUAACCAAUGUGAAGGUCCAGCUUCAACUCAGCUCCACGUCAAAGCUUCUAACCGUCCACUCAAAGCCUGCAGCGCACUGCAACUUCUACUUUUUUUUAACGACAUAAUGUGAUGUUUUUGUUGUUGUUGACAUGUUUUCUUGCUGUUUGGUGCCUUUUAAAAUUGCGACAGAUGAUUUCUGAUGUUCAUUUAAAACCACAGAAUGUAAAGUGUCAACAGAUGCUUCUCUUGAAAUAAUAUUCACAGCUCUGAGAGAGGAAAUCUGAAGCCUUAUUCCAAAGUUUGUUUGUAUUAAAAACAAUAAAAAAUGUU